Molecule: messenger RNA, 2313 nt
Organism: Gekko japonicus
Lineage: Eukaryota; Metazoa; Chordata; Lepidosauria; Squamata; Gekkonidae
Gene: SLC7A14
Product: solute carrier family 7 member 14
Exons: 7
Coding region: 1-2313 (770 amino acids)
Biological process (GO): transmembrane transport; amino acid transport
Cellular component (GO): plasma membrane
Molecular function (GO): amino acid transmembrane transporter activity
Source: RefSeq, a predicted model, not a curated record
AUGAGUGGCAUCCUGUCGUACUUGGAUCCUCGGCGGAUCCAGUGGGCCGCCACGUGGUAUGCCGUGCAUUCUAGAAUCCUCCGCACGAAACCUGUGGAAUCCAUGUUGGAAGGGACGGGCACCACCACAUCUCAUGGGACCAAACUGGCCCAGGUACUCACGACUGUGGAUCUGGUUUCACUGGGUGUUGGAAGCUGUGUCGGCACAGGAAUGUAUGUGGUCUCGGGCUUGGUUGCCAAGGAGAUGGCGGGCCCUGGUGUCAUUGUUUCCUUCAUCAUUGCAGCUGUGGCCUCCAUUCUGUCUGGGGUUUGCUAUGCCGAGUUUGGAGUCCGUGUUCCCAAAACCACCGGCUCUGCCUACACCUACAGCUAUGUCACUGUGGGAGAGUUCGUGGCAUUUUUCAUCGGAUGGAACCUAAUCCUGGAAUACCUGAUCGGCACGGCGGCGGGAGCCAGCGCUUUAAGCAGCAUGUUCGAUUCCUUGGCCAACCACACCAUCAGCCGCUGGAUGAUUGACAGCAUUGGGACUUUAAAUGGGCUAGGUAAAGGAGAAGAAUCCUACCCAGAUCUGCUGGCUCUGGCCAUUGCGGUCGUCGUGACCAUUAUCGUGGCCUUGGGUGUGAAAAACUCUGUGGGAUUUAACAACGUCCUCAACGUCAUUAACCUGGCCGUGUGGGUCUUCAUCAUGAUCGCUGGACUCUUCUAUGUCAAUGGAGAAAACUGGAGUCAGGGUCAGUUCCUGCCGUUUGGAUGGUCAGGGGUGCUUCAAGGCGCAGCCACCUGUUUCUAUGCCUUCAUUGGGUUUGACAUCAUCGCCACCACUGGAGAAGAAGCCAAGAGCCCCAACACUUCUAUCCCUUAUGCCAUCACGGCCUCACUGGUCACCUGCCUGACAGCCUAUGUCUCUGUGAGUAUUAUCCUAACUCUGAUGGUGCCAUACAAUGAUAUCGAUACCGAAUCCCCCCUAAUGGAGAUGUUUGCGGUCCACGGAUUCUAUGCUGCGAAGUUCAUCGUUGCCAUUGGAUCUGUUGCUGGGCUGACAGUGAGCUUGCUGGGCUCCCUCUUCCCAAUGCCUCGUGUAAUUUAUGCUAUGGCAGGCGAUGGGCUUCUCUUCAGAUUCCUAUCCCAUGUAAGUUCCUACACUGAGACUCCUGUGGUAGCUUGCAUUGUCUCAGGAUGCCUUGCAGCGCUCCUCUCCCUCCUUGUCAGCCUCAGGGACUUGAUAGAGAUGAUGUCCAUCGGCACACUGCUUGCCUACACUUUGGUCUCCGUAUGUGUCCUACUUCUCCGGUACCAGCCAGAGAGUGACAUCGACGGCUUUGUCAAAUUCCUUUCUGAAGAGCACACAAAGAAGAAAGAAGGGAUUUUAGCGGACUGUGAAAAGGAAGCUUGCUCUCCAGUUAGUGAAGGGGAGGAGUUUGCAGGCCCACCAACCAACACGUGUGGAGCAAAGAACCUCCCAUCUUUGGGAGACAAUGAGAUGCUCAUUGGGAAAUCGGAUAAAUCCGCCUACAAUGUCAACCACCCUAACUAUGGCACAGUCGACAUGACUUCAGGAAUCGAGGCGGAUGAGUCAGAAAACAUCUACCUCAUCAAGCUGAAGAAGCUCAUAGGGCCGCGAUACUACACGAUGAGGAUCCACCUUGGUUUACCUGGGAAAAUGGAUCGGCCCACUGCAGCUACUGGUCAGACCGUCACCACGUGUGUGCUGUUGCUCUUUAUCCUUAUGUUCAUCUUCUGCUCUUUCAUCAUUUUUGGGGUGGACUAUCUCUACGACCAAAGUUGGUGGGCCAUUCUUCUGGUGGUGCUGAUGGUCCUGCUGAUUGUCGUCUUGGUCUUUGUCAUCCUUCAACAGCCAGAAAACCCCAAAAAGCUGCCCUAUAUGGCCCCAUGUCUGCCUUUUGUUCCUGCCUUCGCAAUGCUUGUAAACAUCUAUCUCAUGCUCAAACUUUCAAGGAUCACGUGGAUCCGGUUUGCCGUCUGGUGUUUUGUGGGGUUGCUGAUUUAUUUUGGCUACGGCAUAUGGAACAGCACACUGGAGAUCACCGCUCGGGAAGAGGCUCUCCACCAGAGCACGUACCAGCGCUACGACACCGACGUCGAUCCCUUCUCGGUUGAAGACGGCUUUUCCUAUGCCGAAACAGAAAAAUACCAGGACUGGGACCCUGCCGACGACAAAGGUUUCACUUACCAGCAGAUAUCAGAAGCCCAGGGAAGCAGUCGGACAAGUAGCAAAUCCAAAAGUAAAGGGAAACACAAACCGAACUCAGAUGCCCUGAUUUCCAACGAUGAGUUGGACUACUCGCCAGAGUAG